CAGUUGCCCUACAGGCUAUGGUCUUAAAUAGCCAAACGUGGCCCACGUCUCUCCAGUGUUCCGACCGCACCUUGGUCCCUGCCGCUGUACAACCUAUGUGCACCGCAUUUACCGAGUUCUUCCUGAAAAGACACACGGGGCGCAAAUUGACCUGGCUAUGGAACCUUUCGAGAGGCGAGUUGCAGACAAACUACUUCGACAAGAAAUAUAUCCUAUCUGCGAGCUUCCUGCAGAUGUCCAUUCUCUUACAAUAUAACGACCAAGACUCGUUUGGCUUGAACGAACUCAUCGCGGCGACGGGCAUCGCAGAAAGCAACCUGAAGCCUCUGCUGACAGGCCGCACAAAAGUUGGCACUGAUCAAAGAUGGCUUCGGUUGUUACGAGCUGAAUUUAAAUUACACUUCACAAAGGACUCGUGUCAAUCUCCUGACAUCCGAUAAUAAUCCGGAGCAGAAGGCCGAAAGAAGCGCCAUCCAAGAGACCGUAGGGAAAUACCGGAAGUAUUUGCUUGUGGUCACUGCAGUUCGGGUGAUGAAAACAGAACGGGCAUUGAAAGAACAGCUCUUGAUCCAGUCGAUCGUCUCCGAGGUGUCAAAGCGGUUCAUGCCCCAGGUCUCAGACGUCAAAAAGGCUUUAGAGAACCUGAUCGAGAGGAAGUACAUCGCACGGGAUGACAGUGAUCCCAGUAACCUGACAUACGUUGCAUGAUGCUGUGCAAUCUACCAUAAUGCUGCUAAA
This is a messenger RNA of Postia placenta MAD-698-R-SB12, 738 nucleotides long. RefSeq lists its product as hypothetical. The coding region runs from base 18 to 440 and encodes 140 amino acids. NCBI's taxonomy places the organism in Eukaryota, Fungi, Basidiomycota, Agaricomycetes, Polyporales, Adustoporiaceae. The record is from RefSeq and is a predicted model, not a curated record. Gene Ontology annotation, cellular component: SCF ubiquitin ligase complex. Gene Ontology annotation, biological process: SCF-dependent proteasomal ubiquitin-dependent protein catabolic process; protein ubiquitination. Gene Ontology annotation, molecular function: ubiquitin protein ligase binding. The transcript is spliced from 4 exons.